Neurospora tetrasperma FGSC 2508 is the source of this 2536-nucleotide messenger RNA. RefSeq lists its product as uncharacterized. The coding region runs from base 406 to 1935 and encodes 509 amino acids. The record is from RefSeq and is a predicted model, not a curated record. The transcript has 7 exons. Gene Ontology annotation, molecular function: ribosomal small subunit binding; ATP hydrolysis activity; ATP binding. Gene Ontology annotation, biological process: translational initiation; ribosomal subunit export from nucleus; translational termination. NCBI's taxonomy places the organism in Eukaryota, Fungi, Ascomycota, Sordariomycetes, Sordariales, Sordariaceae.
CGGCACCUUGAGAAUUUCUCCCCCUCCCCCAUUUCCCGCUUUGCGCCUAGGAUAGCGGUCCGCCCACAGUCACCCAUCUCGAUCAGUCCGCAGAGCGAAAUCACAGACAAGAUGUCGGACAAACUCACUCGUAUCGCUAUCGUCAGUAGCGACAAGUGCAAGCCCAAGAAGUGUCGCCAGGAAUGCAAGAAGUCAUGCCCCGUUGUGCGCUCCGGUAAACUCUGUAUCUAGGUGUCUCCCGAGUCGCGCAUUGCCUUCAUCUCCGAACAGCUGUGCAUUGGUUGUGGUAUCUGCCCCAAGCGCUGCCCCUUCGGCGCCAUCACCAUUAUCAACCUGCCCACCAACCUCGAGAGCCAGAUCACCCAUCGCUAUGCCGCCAACAGCUUCAAGCUCCACCGUCUUCCCAUGCCCCGCCCCGGCAACGUCUUGGGUCUUGUCGGAACGAACGGUAUCGGCAAGAGUACCGCGCUCAAGAUCCUCUCCGGAAAGCUUAAGCCCAACCUGGGCAGGUACGACAACCCACCUGACUGGGAGGACGUCAUCAAGUACUUCCGCGGUUCUGAGUUGCAGAACUACUUCACCAAGCUGCUCGAGGAUGACCUGAAGGCUGUUGUCAAGCCCCAGUACGUCGAUCAGAUCCCCAAGGCCAUCCGCACCCCCGACAAGAGCGUGAAGUUCCUGAUUGAGGGCCGCCGUUCUCUCGAUAACCUUGACGAGGUUCUCGACACCCUUGAGUUGCGCCAUAUCUACGACCGUGAUGUUACCCUCCUUUCCGGUGGUGAGCUCCAGCGUUUCGCCAUCGGUACCGUUUGCGUUCAGAAGGCCGAUGUCUACAUGUUCGACGAGCCUUCCUCGUAUCUCGAUGUCAAACAAAGAUUGAGUGCUGCCCGCAUCAUUCGCUCUCUCCUCCGCCCUGACGACUACGUCAUUGUCGUCGAGCACGACUUGUCUGUCCUCGACUACCUCUCCGAUUACGUCUGCUGUCUUUACGGUCAGCCCGCCGUCUACGGUGUCGUCACCCUCCCUCACUCCGUCCGUGAAGGCAUCAACAUUUUCCUCGAUGGCCACAUCCCUACUGAGAACUUGCGUUUCCGUGACGAGAGCUUGACCUUCCGCAUUGCCGAAGGCACUGAGGAGUUCAUUCAGGAAAAGUCGCGCGCCUUCAAGUACCCUGCCAUGGAGAAGACCAUGGGCAACUUCCACCUGUCCAUCGACGCCGGUUCUUUCUCUGAUUCCGAGAUUAUCGUCAUGAUGGGUGAGAACGGUACUGGAAAGACCACCUUCUGCCGUCUCUUGGCCGGUGUUCUUAAGCCUGACGGCACCAAGAGGGUUCCUGAGAUGAAGAUCUCCAUGAAGCCCCAGACCAUCACUCCCAAGUUCGAGGGUACCGUUCGCCAGCUGUUCUUCAAGAAGAUCAAGGCUGCUUUCUUGUCUCCUCAGUUCCAGACUGAUGUCGUUAAGCCUCUGAAGCUUGAUGAUUUCAUUGACCAGGAAGUCAAGCAUCUGUCCGGUGGUGAACUUCAAAGAGUUGCCAUCGUUCUUGCUCUCGGUAUUCCUGCUGAUAUCUACCUCAUCGAUGAGCCUUCUGCCUAUCUCGACUCCGAGCAACGUAUCAUUGCCUCCCGUGUUAUCAAGCGUUUCAUCAUGCACGCCAAGAAGACUGCCUUCAUCGUCGAGCACGAUUUCAUCAUGGCCACUUACCUUGCCGACCGUGUUAUUGUCUUUGAUGGCAAGCCUGGUAUCGACGCUCACGCCAACAAGCCCGAGUCUUUGCUUACUGGCUGCAACACCUUCUUGAAGAACCUUGAUGUCACUUUCCGUCGUGAUCCUACCAACUAUCGCCCUCGUAUCAACAAGCUGAACUCUCAGCUUGACCAGGAGCAGAAGCUCAGUGGCAACUACUUCUUCUUGGACGACCCGGAGAAGAGCAGUUAAAGACGGCAUCUCCAAUGAUGUUCUUCCCAAGAAUAAUAAAAAUAGCGGCAGAGGCAACAAUACUAAACGCCACCGUCGUUGUUAUGAUGAUGCAUCGGAUUCCGGCGUUCUAGGCGUCCAAAAAGAAAAGGGCAGUUCCUCCAUUCAUUGCGGCGCCGGGGAUGGUAGCGGUAGCGGCGGCGGCGGUUCUGGUUCUGAUCUCGAAACUGUCUCUUCCUCUUCCUCUGAGGACGAUGCGCCGAAUGAUUAACCCCGGCGGCGGCAGUCUGUUCCCUGUUGCCUGGUCCUACGAAAAGAGAGAGAUAUACCCCUCCGUCACAUGUUUUGUGAGAAAGUUUGCGCUGUGUUUCUGGUUUUGGCGAAACCCUUGCUUGAGGGUUGACUACAACAGCGGACGGGGGGGAAACCACCAACCUGGAUUGGAACUUUUUGUAGAUUGAGGGGCAACGGGUCAAGCAGGGCGACUGCCGCCGGAACUCUCAGAACCAAGUGGUUGUUUUGAGGGGACCAAAGCACAAAGAAUGGGAUAAGGGGAGGUUUGCAAGGGAGGCGAUCGAUCUGACUAGUUGAUGAAUACACAUUGAAUUUUAAGUGGGAAUAU